GAGAGAGAGAGAGAAAGACAGACAGACAGAUAGACAGAGAGAGAGGGAGACAGACAGAGAGAGAGGGAACGAGAGAAGAGCAAGGACUACUCGAGAGAGAAAGAGAGAGAUAAAGAGCGACUCCGCCGAAGCCCAUGUUUUCGCGAGUAGUGCGGCCGCAGAAAGCACUUCUCGGCAGGUGCAUCCGAAGGCAUGGCGUUCCAGAGUCGCUGCGAUGCUCUGCGGCAAUGUUUUCUGUGCACUCGUCUGCACCACGUCCACGACAAGGAGAAGACGUGAAUUUGCAAGAAGACGCCGACCUCUCGGGCAACUCUUUAUCGUUCUCGCCGGAAGGACUGAAAGCUUUCCGAGAUGUGGUCACCUCGCGCACGACCGCUUUUAGCUUCAGCGAUAAGGAGGUCGACCCCGCCGCCAUACGCGAGAUCAUGGCACUUACGCAGAGCGCCCCCUCGUCGUUCAACAUCCAACCCUGGAGCGUGGUAGUGGUAAGGGAUACCGCCGCAAGAGAGCGGCUGUCGACGGCGAUGCUAGGCGGCAACGCGAAGAAAGUCCUGGCGGCUCCUGUCACGGCCGUCUUCUGCGCCGACUUGGAACCGUCGAAGCGCAUCAACCGGAUGGUGGAGCUGAACCGAAAGGCGGGCAUGCCCGAGGCCGAGAUCACCAAGGUUUGCUUGGCGGUUAACCUGUUCAGCGGGGAGGGAAUGGUGGGCAACGCCGUGCGGAACGCGGUCACCACUAUCGCCUCUCCUAUGCAGCCAGCGCCGGAGGUCGCAUCGGCGGAGGCGUGGUCGUUUAAGAACACCGCCCUUGCCGUCCAGACGUACAUCCUUUCCUGCACGGCGCACGGGCUGGAUACGGCACCCAUGGAAGGCUUCGACGCCAGAAGAGUGAGGGCAGCGCUUGACAUCCCCGACCGAUACAGCAUUCCCAUCAUAGUCCCCACGGGUUAUCCCGCACCGUCAAAGCCGGAAGGGCAGGGUGACGGUGAUGGUGUGGCGAGGCGGUGGCGAUAUCCGCCGCAAGAGGUGGUGUUUGACGGAACCUUUGGCGUGGGCAUGACAGGGGUGGACCCGGUUGUGCCAUAGAAGCUACGGUACUGUAGUGCUUGGCAAGAAGUACAUACCAGGAAGCUUUUUUAUCUAUAUUCCAUGAUGCUGUGUCUCGAGUGCACCAAGUUCCAGAGGCCAACUCCACAUCUCAUCCAUUGGGGAGGUGGUCUUUCGUGGCAUGCACAAGAAGCUGGCUUUCGAGUUGGAGAGCUCAAGAGCGCGAGAGAGAAAAAUGAAAGGUGGCGCGGGGGUUCCUAAUUGGCAAAUAGUCUAACCCUCGCGGCGAAAUAGAAUACCGAGGACACCGCAUUCCAUGGUAUCCGUGGAUGACGGGUGGUGUCACCCAAGGUCGUUCGUGUUGUACGGCAUCUUACAGUAGUCCCAGAAGGUUUUUUGACGUACAUGUGGAGAGAGUACCUGUACCCACUCUGGGGUGGAAUCGUGGGUGCCGCGGAUUCCGACGGAAGCGGUGCAGUACAGCAGAAAGGGAGGGCUUUGGCCGUUUUUGCAGCGUCUACCUGGACUUGAGAUGGGUAGGCAGCCCUCGGUGUGCGAGAAAGCUGGACAAUCUACAGCAGUCUGCGUUGAACGAACGAUUGCAGGCUAUACAACUCGCUCGUUCACGAGAUGGUUUCUCAGAUCUCGCGCUCACUUUUCCGCCACGGUUGUCGGCGCAUUUGUAUCGAUUGAUUCCUCAAUCAUCAACACGCCGAACACAACCAUCUCAACGAUGCGACUCGCGUAGUAAAAAAGUGGAAUCGACGCGGGAAUACACGCAGCGGAAUAUUGCUGUCAAAAAAGCGCUGCUUGCCGCAGGUUGUUGUAUCAAGACUGUAAAUCAUCAUCUGCCCUGGAGGUUUGCCCCACCAAGAGCCUGGAUGGACUCACUCCUGGUAUUGGCCAGCCGGGCUUACAACCGCCGGUUUGUGGAGAACGCGUACGUGGUGGGGGGCGUAGGCAUGAGACAAUACGGACGAUGUGGAUUGUGGAUGUGGAUGGCAUGCAAAUAGGCGGGGGGUGACGUCGGGAAAUAUAUACCGGUGUAUUUUUUGUCCCAUGAAUAGUCUAGUCUAGACUACUAAUAGAUAACCCUAGCCUGCAACACCCGACGGAGGGAAAUCACAGCAAGACAAGCUUGUCGUC
This is a messenger RNA of Ectocarpus sp. CCAP 1310/34, 2192 nucleotides long. Lineage: Eukaryota; Phaeophyceae; Ectocarpales; Ectocarpaceae. The record is from the annotation of a GenBank genome assembly.